Molecule: messenger RNA, 2168 nt
Organism: Bufo bufo (common toad)
Lineage: Eukaryota; Metazoa; Chordata; Amphibia; Anura; Bufonidae
Product: epidermal growth factor receptor substrate 15-like
Exons: 12
Coding region: 683-1411 (242 amino acids)
Source: RefSeq, a predicted model, not a curated record
UAGUGAAAACCAGUUCAGAGGUUUCCUGUUAUAGCUUCAGUACAGCAUCUUUCACUUUCACUUUACAAUCUUACACAGAACUUGAAUCCUGUCCGGCUUCUCUGCUGAUUUCUGUAACUUUUUGGGUGAACAGCUAGGCCUCCGUGACCUAUUCCAGUCUCUGAAGCUUCACCGACCAUGGAUUGGGAAGCAGAAGACCCACCCACGUCUAGUAUUUCACGUGCCGAAUGUAAUCUUUCUCAGGUCAUCUUCAUCAACAUGCAGCAGUUCUACAAACCGAACACUGAUAUACAGUGCACAUUCUGCAGAGGGAAAAACUUUGCCAGCAAAUCUAAAGACUGGAUUGGAAUCUUUAAAGUUGGAUGGAAAACGACUAGAGAAUUUUGCAGCUGGAUCUUGGCACGGACCAGCGUGGACGACACUGUUCUCUUCAAAGCAUUCUUUCUGCCCAAGGGUGAUGAGACUACUACCAGGUUCUGCUAUGUGGACGACAAGGGAGAAGCAAGAGGAACCAGCAUUCCUUUUCAGUUCAGUUACAAUAUCCCAGAAGACGAUGAUAUCGUGAUGGUAACAUCUGAGAUGGAGAUGAGGACAGAUAAAGAGAAGGUUGAUCUACAGAAAAUAGCGAAGAACCUGACAAAGGAGAAUACACAACUGCAAGAAAAAGUAUCCUCUCUGCAAAAUGAAAACCCAGGCCCAGGCUGAGAGGAUCCAGACCCUCCAGGAUGAGCUACUGAGAUCUACAACAAAGAUGCAGAGGCUGGAAACAGAAAAUAUGGCUAAAUGUUACGAUAAAAAUAAAACGAUGGGGGCUUUACAUAUGACGAUUGCUAAUUUGGAGGGUGAAGUGAAAAGACUGAAAGACAAGUGCAAGGCUGAAAGUGACAAUAAAAUUAAAACGAUGGGGGCGUUACAUAUUAUGAUUGCUAAUUUGGAGAGUAAAGUGAAAAGACUGAAAGACGAGUGCAAGAGCAAGAUGGAAGCAGAAAGAACAGUGAGAGAACUGAAAACACAACUCCAAUCUGCUGAAGAGAAGAACCAUGGCUUGGAAAGGCAACUGGCUCAGCAGCAGAGCAAGAUGGAAGCAGAAAGAACAAUAGUGAGACAACUGGAAACACACCUCCAAUCUGCUGAAGAGAUGAUGCAAGACUUGGAAAAGCAACUGGCUCAGCAGAAGGACGAAUGUAGACAAAAGGGUGAAGACGUGUUAACAUUAAGAAGUUCUCUAGAACUCAUCGAAGAAGACUUGAAGGAUGUACAUAAGUAUGGAUCAUCCACAAGCUCUACAAGCAGACAGCCAUCGCGUCCUUUAAAAUGUGUUUUAUGUUCUGAAACGUUUUUGCCUCUUCAGCGUCAGAUAUUUGAAGAUCAUGUGAUGUGUCAUCUUGAGGGGGGUGAAGCCAGGCCAUGAUCGUGCUCUCAUCUGUAGAUUUUGUUGUUAUUCGUAAGAGUAGAAGAAAUACAGGAAUAUAUUAAAUGAUAUUUUCACGACAUGAGAUCUACCCAUCUGUUUGUCCUCAUAUGCAUGUUCACAUUUAAACUGAUUUUUUUGCUAGUUAAAACUAGAUAGUGACACAUCUCCUAUUUUCUCAUUGUAUUUUUUUAAUUCAAUUUCUGAAUGGGGGCGGCCAUCUUGCCUGAGCUGUUGUAAAUAGGAUUUAGAGAUAUGCUUUACAGCAGCCACCAUGGGCCAUAGACACAAUAUCCUAGUGACUCAUUGACUUCUAUGGGAGAGUGUUCUAGGAAUGCUCUGUGAUCCAUAAAAAAAUAAAUGCAGUCAGCUCACCACUUUUGCCAGUCCUCAGUGCACAGAUCCUUAGGAGAAGUGCAACGCACGACAACAGCCAGGGGUCCCUCAAAGAAAAUGUUUUUCGUGACGCCAGUUGCAGUGAAGCAACAAGGGCACAGGGCCCUUUUUAAAUGAUAUAGUAGAUGGCACCCAGAUGUAGGAAUGCCAGAGUGGUGUAGGGUAGCCUAUAAUGUCCCUUAAUGUGUUGUGCACGUGUCACGGUGCUCCUCCCUGGAUACGCUGGAUCCCCAGUGUUGUCGUCCGAAGCAGAGCAAAUAGGGUGAAUAAUUGAGGGAUUUGAAGAGAUAAAUUGAGUCCAGACCUUGUGAUGAAAUUCAAUAACAGCUUUACUUGAAUAAACAUUUCUCCAACAGUUUCA